Caenorhabditis angaria is the source of this 2084-nucleotide messenger RNA. NCBI's taxonomy places the organism in Eukaryota, Metazoa, Nematoda, Chromadorea, Rhabditida, Rhabditidae. The record is from the annotation of a GenBank genome assembly.
AUGAAAUGCAUUACCAUUUUGAGAACUUUGAUGAGUGGAAAUCCAACCAAAAAAAAUGUUGGACUCUAUGCUUUUUCUAAUUGGCAUCAUAAGUAAGUUUUUUUGCAAAAUUUUUCAAACUCAGGAUUCUGGCCUAAAAAUUUUGGUUCAUCAAAAACUUAGGCCACGCAAUAAUAUGCGCCCGGUUGCAAACUGUUCCUCAAAUAUAUUAUAAUUUGUGUGGCAGAGUACGGUAGCUCAAAAGUGUGAAAACAGAGCGACGCACAAAUGCAUGCACUAUUGGUUGAAUUUCGCACGAAAAAAAACUAAACUAAUUUGAAGAUGAAAGUUUGUGUUUUCAAAAGUUCAAGAAAAUUUCACCGAAAAAUGAAAAAUUUCCCAAAAACCGGAAAUUAUCUGAAAUUCAAUAUGAUCGUUGGGUUUUGAUGUGAACAAAGUUGGUCACACUUUUCCAAUGGGCGUGGCUUCAAACAAGUGUUUCGAACUAAUUAGGUUAUCGUGAGAAAAACUAAAUCUAAUUUUCAAUCCAAGUAAGAAAAAAAUGAAAAAAAAUCUGAAGUGAAAUUGUGGACUUUGUGUUCUCUCUGAUUGUGAAUGCGAAAAGAAAGCAAACAAAUUUCAAUCUGGAAAAAAUUCCAUGAAUUUUAAAUUUUCCCAUUUUUCCUCUCAUUCUCAGGAAAAAGAGGAAAUCUGGGAAAGUUCAAAAAGUCUUUAUUGGGUGUGACGAAAAAAAGGUUUCUCAUCCAUCGACCGCCAGUUUUUCCAGCUCAUUGAGUUCAAGAUGUGAAAGAGGAAAGUGCUCGGUUGACUGAGUUCCAACGUAGUUUUCUCCGGGGACCCGAAUUUCCUCCCUUUUAUCCGCAAAUAUUUCCUUCGAUACUUAGAUACUGUGCAAAACAUAAACAAAACUUUUUCCCUUCUUCGAAAAAAAGAAUGGAGAAAAGAGCAACGACACUCCGCAUUACUGUCAAUGCUAAACAACAGGCAAACACUUUACACAGCAUUUUUUUCCGAUUUUUUGUGUGUGUUGCGCGCAUGCUCGUUUUUCAGAUAAAAGUGACACAUUUUCAAAGUCAAAUGAUAUAUUAAACUAUUGAUUAACAUCAUAACAUAGUUUCUUUCUUGCAGGUUCAUCAAAAUGAAUAGAUUGAAGACUGAUCAACGCAGUAAAGUGAAAAGCUUUGUUCAAUGGACACAAUCAACCGAUCCAACCGCAAUAAGUUUUCUGACAAAAGCCAAUUGGAAUAUCGAGUAUGCGACUCAAUUGUAUUUCGACAAUCCAAGACUUUUUGAGCAAUCGGUUCCUUCGGUUGAUAGACUAAAAAUUGAAAGAUUGUUCUCGUCGUAUGUCGAGGAAUGCGAUAAAUUAGGAGCCAAAAGAAUGGGACCUCAUGGAGUACAAAGAUUGUUGAAUGACUUGGGAUAUAAUCCAUGUGAUCGCCGUGUUUUACUCUUGGCUUGCAAGUUCAAGGUACAUUUUUCCUACCCGAUUAGUUUUCAGAAUCUCAAUCCAAAUAAUUCAGGCUGCAACUCAAUGCGAAUUCUCGCUCGAAGAAUGGUUUGAAGGGAUGUCAGCUCUUCGCGCUGAUUCAAUUGAUGCUGUUCGAGAACGUUUGAACACUCUUGACAACGAAUUGAGCUCUGACAAACAAAAGUUCCGCGAACUCUAUAAUUUCACUUUCCAAUACGGAAAACCAGCUAGUCAACGUAGUUUGGACAUGGAAACUGCGAUUGCCUAUUGGCAUGUUUUAUUCGGAGAACAAUUCAAUAUUUUUGGACAAUGGGAAGAGUUUUUGAGAGAAGAACAUAAGGGUUUGUUUUUGUUUUCCGCAUUUUUCGAUUGAAUAAAAAAAAUCAAAACUAAAUGUCAUUCUUUAGGAGGUAUCACAAAAGAUACCUGGAGUCUUCUUCUGGAUUUUGUUUAUACAAUCAAAUCAGAUCUUUCAAACUACGAUGAAGAUGGAGCUUGGCCAGUUUUGAUCGAUCAAUUCGUCGAAUAUGCUCGCGAAAAAUACAAUUAUCCCAAUCCAAACGCCUCCAACGAAAAACAAAAUGAGAUUUCUGCCUAUUCCUCAUAUUAUUAA